Molecule: messenger RNA, 1061 nt
Organism: Pseudoliparis swirei
Lineage: Eukaryota; Metazoa; Chordata; Actinopteri; Perciformes; Liparidae
Gene: crybb1
Product: crystallin, beta B1
Exons: 5
Coding region: 38-913 (291 amino acids)
Biological process (GO): lens development in camera-type eye; visual perception
Molecular function (GO): structural constituent of eye lens
Source: RefSeq, a predicted model, not a curated record
CGGCGGCGCUUCCAGGCCUGGCGGCCGGCGGGCCGUGAUGACGGGGGCUUUCCUUUGUGCUCCGCCUCCACCGGGGUAUAAAAGCCGCGGUGGGGUGGAGGCACCAGCACGAGCCAGCACCGCACCGCCAGCUGCACCCACAGACUCUCUCACCAUGUCUCAGACCACCAAGUCCUCCUCCGACUCCAAGGACAAGAGCCUUCAGGCUCCCGCCGCCGCCAGCAAGGCCACCAAGACCGGCGAGCCCGGCACGGGGUCCUACAGAAUCAUGAUGUUCGACCAGGAGAACUUCCAGGGCCGCAUGGUGGAGGUCGUCGGCGAGGUCGUGAACGUGGUCGAGCGCGGCCUGGACCGCGUGCGCUCCGUGGUGGUGGAGAGCGGCCCCUUCGUUGCCUUCGAGCAGACCAACUUCCGCGGCGAGAUGUUCGUCCUGGAGAAGGGGGAGUAUCCUCGCUGGGACACCUGGAGCAACUCGUACCGCAGCGACCGCCUCAUGUCGCUGCGGCCCGUCCGCAUGGUAACGGCCGCGGCGCCGAGAGCCUCCGGUCCUCCUCUCCUGGUCCUCACCCCCCCCCCCUCCUCCGCCCUGCAGGACAGCCUGGAGCACAAGGUCUGCCUGUACGAGCUCUCCGACUUCAAGGGCAACAAGAUGGAGAUCCAGGAGGACGACGUCCCCACGCUGUGGGCGCACGGCUUCAGCGACCACGUGGGCAGCGUGAGGGUCCCCGGAGGAGCGUGGGUGGGCUACCAGUACCCCGGCUACAGAGGCUACCAGUACCUGUUUGAGUGCGGUGACUACAGACACUACAACGACUUCAGUGCCUUCCAGCCUCAGAUGCAGUCCAUGCGCCGCAUCAGGGACAUGCAGUUCCACCAGAGGGGAUGCUUCACCUUCACCCCCUCCAGCAAGUAGAGGACCGCCACGCAGCAUGUAGCCAUGCAGCAUGUAGCAUGCAGUAUGCCUCAUGUAGCAUGUAGCCAUGCAGUAUGCCUCAUGUAGCCAUGCAGCAUGUAGCCAUGCAGUAUGCCUCAUGUAGCAUGUAGCCAUGCAGCAUGCCUCA